Molecule: messenger RNA, 1281 nt
Organism: Alternaria burnsii
Lineage: Eukaryota; Fungi; Ascomycota; Dothideomycetes; Pleosporales; Pleosporaceae
Product: acetoin dehydrogenase-like protein
Exons: 4
Coding region: 1-1281 (426 amino acids)
Molecular function (GO): oxidoreductase activity, acting on the CH-OH group of donors, NAD or NADP as acceptor
Source: RefSeq, a predicted model, not a curated record
AUGUCAUUUCGUCUUCCAGCAAGGACGCUCUGGCAAGCUGCCCCGAGAUUCGCCAAUAUACCACGAGUAGCUCCCCAGACAACAUGUUGGGCUCGCAGUUACGCAGUUGCAUCGGAUCAAAAUCGGACAGCCAUAGUAACAGGCUCUGCUCGUGGAAUCGGCAAGGCCAUUGCUCUUCGACUAGCUAACGAUGGAUAUGAUGUCUGUAUCAACGACAUAGAAGCCAACAAAUCUGAAGCCGACGAAGUUGUGAAACAGAUACAAGGCUUAGGGCGCAAGUCGUUCUCAUAUAGCGCCGAUGUAUCGAAUCUGAGCCAGGUCCAGGGUCUAGUGAAAGCGUCUGUUUCAGAACUAGGACCAUUAAACACCAUGGUAGCAAAUGCCGGUAUCGCGCAAGUCAAGGCGCUGCUCGAUCUUACAGAGCAGGAUCUCAAGCGCAUGUUCGAAGUAAAUGUAUAUGGCGUCUACAACUGCUAUGCUACCGCAGCGAAGCAGAUGAUCGAACAAGGCAGUGGCGGCAAGAUCCUCGGCGCAGCAUCAAUCGUGGCUUUCAAACCUUUCGCCCUCUUGUCUCACUACAGCGCCUCCAAGUGGGCCGUUCGUGGCCUUACUCAAGCCUUUGCUAUGGAAAUGGCUGAGCACAAGAUUACUGUGAACGCGUAUGCGCCUGGUAUCGUUGGCACCGCUAUGUGGGACCUCAUUGAUGAGAAAUUGGGUGAGAAGACAGGCGCGAAGAAGGGCGACACAAUUAAGAAGUACACGAAUGAGUUGAUCGCAUUAGGCCGAACAAGUGUGCCUGAAGAUGUGAGCAGCACGGUCAGCUUCCUGUGUAUUAUCAAAAUCAUCAUGAGCUACUGGCCAGGCGGCAAGUUUUAUGGGAUACCGGAUCUGGGCCCUGUAGAGGUAGAAGAAGGCUACUAUGACUUCGACAAUUAUAGCCGGCUUGAAACAAGAAGCGGUCCCAUUCUACUGGCGGAUCGUAUUAAUCCAGUUUCAGGGGGCAGUCAUAACCAACGCGCCCCUUCCGCAUUUCGCACAUCUACCCCACCUCCAAGACGACCUGAGCCUGCACGUGCGCAACGCGUUACGUCCGACAACAUCGACAGAUCGUUGCUAGACAAUUGGCAAAUGAGCUUAUCGACAAUCGAGAGCCUCUUCGCUGAAGUGCUCGAAAAUCGUAAUAGGGGGGAUGCUCCAACGUAUAGGAGGAAACGAGAUCAGAUGGAAAGCCUGUUGGAUAGCUUGAAGCGGGCGAUCCAUAACAGGACACCGCUAGCAUGA